Messenger RNA from Saccoglossus kowalevskii, 1951 nucleotides. RefSeq names its product 3',5'-cyclic-AMP phosphodiesterase 4C-like. Gene Ontology annotation, molecular function: 3',5'-cyclic-nucleotide phosphodiesterase activity. NCBI's taxonomy places the organism in Eukaryota, Metazoa, Hemichordata, Enteropneusta, Harrimaniidae. The record is from RefSeq and is a predicted model, not a curated record. Gene Ontology annotation, biological process: signal transduction.
AUGGAUUUGGCUCGUCCAGUCGUGAUGUCAUCGUCGCCGAGAAGGGGAGCAAGCAUUCCCAUUCCUGAAGUUCGGAAGCCAACGUUUCGUUUUGAUGUUGAAAAUGGAGGUGCACCAUGUCGAAGUCCACUGGAUGCUGCAAGUCCUUCAUCCGGGUUGGUGCUUUCAGCAAACUUCAGCCAAAGAAGAGAAUCUUUUCUGUAUCGGUCGGACAGCGAUUUUGAUUUGUCACCAAAGUCUAUGUCCAGAAAUUCAUCUAUCGCUAGCGACUCACAUGGAGAAGACAUAAUUGUAACACCCUUUGCACAAAUUUUAGCAAGUUUACGAAGUGUUCGCAAUAACUAUGUAUCCAUAACAGGGAUCAAUUCCACAAAAAAAUCCACAGGUGAAAAGCAGUACACUAGGAGCGCAUCUAUCACAUUAACUGAAGAGAAUUAUUCAAAAGCAUUAGAAACGUUAGAAGAACUUGAUUGGUGCUUAGAUCAACUAGAAAACAUGCAAACACACCGAUCAGUUAGUGAUCUAGCGUCCAGUAAAUUUAAACGUAUGCUGAAUCGUGAACUCAGUCACUUUUCAGAAACAAGCAGAUCGGGUAACCAAGUAUCCGAUUUCAUAUGCAAUACUUUCUUAGAUAAGCAGCAGGAAAUGGAUUUUCCAACAACGAAAGAUAUAAAGGAAGUUGCACAACCACCGCGGUUACGACCAAUGCCCGCAAAACCCGGUGAGAUGAACCGGAUUGGUGGAAUUCAGAAGCUGCGACAUCACAAUAGUUUUACAGGGUUAGUUCCCAGGUUCGGUGUAGAAGUCAGAAAUGAAGCAGAAACGGACAAGGAAAUGGGCAAUAUUGACAAAUGGGGCCUAGAAGUAUUCAAAUUGGAUGAAUUGACGAAUCACAGACCGUUGACUGCAGUCGUAUAUACAAUAUUUAAAGAAAGGGACUUACUAAAGACGUUUAAAAUUCCAGCCAAUACAUUGGUUACGUAUAUGUUGACACUGGAAGACCAUUACGUGAAAGAUUCACUGCAGAACGUCUUCACAGAUUUAGAAGUAUUAGCUGCGUUAUAUGCGUCUGCUAUACAUGAUGUUCACCAUCCUGGGCUUAAUAAUCAAUUCCUCAUUGAAACAGAUAAUGAAUUGGCACUUAUGUACAAUGACGAGUCGGUCCUAGAGAGCCAUCAUCUGGCUGUGGCUUUUAAACUUUUGCAAGAAGAAAACUGUGACAUUUUACAGAAUUUGAGUCGAAAGCAGAGAAGGACGUUUCGAAAGAUGGUUAUUGAUAUGGUGCUAGCAACUGACAUGUCAAAACACAUGAGUUUACUUGCUGACUUGAAAACUAUGGUGGAAACCAAAAAAGUUGCUGGCUCGGGAUUACUUCUGUUGGAUAACUACACAGAUAGAAUACAGGUUCUUCAAAAUAUGGUCCAUUGCGCUGACUUGGGGAACCCAACCAAGCCGUUGGAGCUUUAUAGGAAAUGGACAGAGAGGGUCAUUGAAGAAUUUUUCCGGCAGGGUGACAAGGAGAGAAAGCUAGGAAUGACUAUAAGCCCGAUGAUGGACAGAGAAAACGCGUCAGUUGAGAAAUCACAGGUGGGCUUCAUUGACUUCAUUGUUCACCCAUUGUGGGAAACUUGGGCCGAUCUGGUGUAUCCGGACGCUCAGGAAAUCCUGGACACACUGGAAGAUAACCGAGAUUGGUAUCAAAGUAUGAUACCGAUUAGUCCCUCACCCAAUUACAAAGAAGGGGAAGAAAAGUUUCAAUUUGAUAUGGAUGAAGGACAGAGUAAUAAUAAAUCGUUGAUGGUAAACGAAGUAUGCAACCCUGGAGAUGCUGAGGAGGUGAACGAGGGGGUUCCAGAAAAAGCUGCGACGAAUUCGUGAUUCUGUAAGAAGCAUUGAAGUGCAUGAUGUUCAUUUCUUGGUCCUGACAAUUUUGUUUUCAAUCACUAGCCAG